Molecule: messenger RNA, 2703 nt
Organism: Psammomys obesus (fat sand rat)
Lineage: Eukaryota; Metazoa; Chordata; Mammalia; Rodentia; Muridae
Gene: Mpped1
Product: metallophosphoesterase domain containing 1
Exons: 4
Coding region: 64-570 (168 amino acids)
Source: RefSeq, a predicted model, not a curated record
CUGCCCUACGAGUACAAGAUCGUGAUUGCGGGCAACCACGAGCUGACCUUCGACCAGGAGUUCAUGGCUGACCUCAUCAAGCAGGACUUUUACUACUUCCCAUCUGUGUCCAAGUUGAAGCCGGAGAACUAUGAGAACGUGCAGUCACUGCUGACCAACUGCAUCUACCUGCAGGACUCGGAGGUCACGGUGCGUGGCUUCAGGAUCUACGGCUCCCCGUGGCAGCCCUGGUUCUAUGGCUGGGGAUUCAACCUCCCGCGAGGCCAAGCACUGCUGGAGAAGUGGAAUCUCAUACCGGAAGGCGUUGAUAUCCUUAUAACUCACGGACCGCCCCUGGGCUUUCUAGACUGGGUGCCCAAGAAGAUGCAGCGUGUGGGCUGCGUGGAGCUGCUCAACACGGUCCAGAGGCGAGUCCAGCCGCGGCUGCACGUCUUUGGCCACAUCCAUGAGGGGUACGGCGUCAUGGCAGAUGGGACCACCACCUAUGUGAACGCGUCCGUGUGCACUGUGAACUAUCAGCCGGUGAACCCUCCCAUAGUCAUUGAUCUCCCCACACCCCGGAACUCCUGACUGCUCCCCACUCCAGCUCUGCCUGCCCACGUCAGCUCCGUAUGUCUGGCUAAGAGCCUGGAUCCCUUAACCCACUUCCUCCCAUGCAGAACAGCCCAGACAGUCCAUCUGGCCAUGGGACCAGCCAGCAAUGAGUAGAAUCCUUGGGAUAAAAGAAAUUGCCUUUGACUGUCAGCCUUCUGCCACCUGUAACUGGGGCCUUGAGCAGCCCCCUCAGGGGCACCAUGUUCACUUCUGUUUUCUGUGUGUACAUCUGUCCUUCAUUCCAGGGCCUAACAGGCCCGCAUCCACGUCGCUCUCUCACUUGGGAAAUGACAGAAGCUCAGUUCGACGCCCUCCUGCUCCGAGAAGCCACCACUCUUGGAUGGGAUUUGGGAAUUUUCAUACAAAAUGUCUUGCCACCCAAGUGUGUCUGGUGGCUUGUGAGCCCCCAAGGUUGGGGGUGAAGUGUGGCCUGGGCACAGACAGCCCUUCUCUGGCUGUAAGCCUGCCUCUUGUGUGCAGGGGUCUAGGAGUGUACAGGGACAUCUCAGGAAUUCUGACAGGCCCUGGCCAGGCCUUCAGCAGUUGGCUUGGUUUAGUCCCUUUUCCUUCCUUAGGACCCAGCUGAUGAUGUGGACAAUGGCUGUGUGUCCCCAGCUUCUGCUCAGAGCCUGGAUUUGGGAGGCUGGUUCUUCCGGGUGGCCAGACCUUGCUGGUUUCUCAUCACACUGAGGCCAUCUUGGAUCCCCUGAGACCACAUUCCUCUGUAGAGCACAACAGCCAGGGGGUUCUGUGGGUUGAGGCCCUGUGCCCAGCCAUAUCCAUGCCCCAAUGUGUGUGGCACGCACACUCCUCCAAACCUAGCCUGUUAGUGUCCAUGAUGGGCUCCACUCCUUGAUGUGAUUUUUCCCCUUCAGAGGAUUCCAGGAUGCUUGUCAGUACCAUUGGUUACCGGGAGGUGGCGCAGUGACAGAGCUACCCUGGGCACUGGUGGUGGCUGUGCCUCAGGCUACAGCCUUUCUUGAGUUAGGCCUGGGUGAGCCCAUCUGCAAGGGCAGAGCCAGGAGGCCCUAGGUCAGGGGGAGGCAGCAUCAGACACUGUCUACUUAAAAUGCCGAUAUUUGUUCUUUGUGGACUAUUUUUGCACUCAUUCUGAUUCUUAGUAACAUGUCACUGAAACAGUAUUGUCCUGACUCUUGAAGUUUUAUGCCCUCCACGUCAUGCCUCUGACACGAGGGCCUCGCCUCCUUAGCCUGGCUCCAGCCUUGGGGACCAGCUAUCCUGGUACCUUCAUUUAGGAUAAUUUUGCUUUAUCUACAAUCAUUCCUGCGAUAUAGGUACUCUUGCCCUGUUAUAGAGAUGAGGCCACUGAGGCCAGAGAGGUGAGGUCACUUGCCUGAGGAUGCACAGCACAAAAGGAGCAGCAAUGAGCUUUGGCUCUCCAUCUCUGGCCUCACAAGUGUCCCUUCACUGUCACCACCUACAGAGCAGGGCAUGGGCUGAGACUCUUGCUUAACUUUGAAGGGUCCUGUUCAAAACUGGCUUUUGUUCAUUCUUAGACGAGGGUCCCUCAAACCAUAAGGAAUUCUGAGCUUUGAGCUUGGUAUCCCAGCAUCCUGUGAGACCCACUCCUGAGUCUUUCCCUGCAGGUGAAUGAGCCGGGCUCACGUGGCUCACUGUGGGUGAGGCUGUGUUCUCAGCCACCGCUGGUGCCCUGCGCUGGCCAGGAGAGCUGUGCCCCACAGGCCACAGGGCUUCAGGAAUCUUGCUUGGGUCAAGUGGUCCCUUGACAUUUACAAGGUCUCUCUUCUGUGCCCAGAUGCAUGUUGUGUUUGGGGCAGAGAAAAUACAUCUCCUGUGUGGUGUCUCAGCUCCACAGUUUCUGUGUGGACCAAGAACUAUUAAAAAAAAAAAAGAAAAAAGAAAAGAGAAAAAGAAAGAAACCUUUUCCUAGGACAUCUUCAGAAUGCGGCAUAUUUUUAUGUGGAGAAGAAAAGCUGUGGAGGCAGCUGUCUUAAAGAGAAAUUUCAUUGAAAGUCCUCAAGAUUUGAAAGAUGGCGGCCUGCUCCUCAAUCAUUUUGGCAUAACUUGAUUGUGGCUGUAAUUUUUUUUGUCAAGCAUGUCAGACAAUAAAGUCUUUGUAAAAAGAAA